CCCAUUUUUUCUAUGCAUAUAUAUAAGUCCCAUGCACGAAUCAAUUUUUUAAUUUAUUCUAAUAAUUAUUUAUUUAUCAAGCGGGAGUCCUGAUAACGUGCACACAUAUAAUUUUUAUUUUUAUUUUGUUUUUUAUGGCUCCCGUGAUAUCCUCCUCCGCCACCGUGCAAAUGAAGGAGCACCACGAUGAUGAGGUGGCGCUGCGGCGGAGGAACGAGGAGUUGGAGAGGGAGCUGAAGAAGAGCUUGGAGAGGGAGGAGAGAAUGAAGGAGGAGUUGAUGAGGGCGUGGGGGCGGCUGAGCGUGGCGGAGGAGGCGGAGGAGAGGCUGUGCUGCCAGCUAGGGGAGCUGGAGGCGGAGGCGGUGCACGAGAGCCGAGAAUACAUUGCGAGAAUUACGGAGCUGAUGGAACAGCUUUCUGGUGCCAACAAACUUCUCCGAGAAUCUUCUUUUUCAAGCUCCAGCUCUCAAUAGACUUUUUAAAAUUUUAUUAUGUAAUUAUCUUAAUGUAUUUUGUAAUUUGGUAAAACUUCCAAAAAGUAUUUUUAAUUUAAAUAUCAACCGGUCAAAAGUCAAAGCAAAUGUUAUAUAAUUUUGCCGGACGGACGUUGGAUGGAUCGGAUUAAAAUUAGCAUUUACAAUAAAAUUCCAUUUUUU
This is a messenger RNA of Erythranthe guttata (spotted monkey flower), 656 nucleotides long. The record is from RefSeq and is a predicted model, not a curated record. NCBI's taxonomy places the organism in Eukaryota, Viridiplantae, Streptophyta, Magnoliopsida, Lamiales, Phrymaceae.